Molecule: messenger RNA, 4149 nt
Organism: Emys orbicularis (European pond turtle)
Lineage: Eukaryota; Metazoa; Chordata; Testudines; Emydidae
Gene: OVCH1
Product: ovochymase 1
Exons: 31
Coding region: 1-4149 (1382 amino acids)
Biological process (GO): proteolysis
Molecular function (GO): serine-type endopeptidase activity
Source: RefSeq, a predicted model, not a curated record
AUGUAUCAGGGCGAGGCAUUUCCAGUAGUGAAGCAUAAUGCCAUUGUGCAAGGAUUGAAAUGUGGAGUUCGUCCUGUUGACUUGGAGAACCAGAAAAGUUUCCUGCUGUCUGGAUUCUUUUCUAGAAUUGUUGGAGGCAGAAAUUCAGUGGCUGGGGGGCAACCCUGGCAGGUAUCUCUCAAGUUGGGUCGUUUCCACUUCUGUGGUGGCAGUUUAAUACAAGAAGAUGUGGUUGUAACUGCAGCUCACUGCGUAUUCACCCUUGAGCAGAAACUAGUGAAGAAUCUCAUUGUGACUGUUGGAGAACAUAACCUCAGAAAGGCAGACGAGCAAGAACAGAACAUUCCUGUCUCACAAGUCAUUGUUCACCCUGACUUCAACAGACUUGGCUACAUGCAUUCUGAUAUCGCUCUGCUAUAUCUGAAAUACAGAGUAAAGUACGGACAUAGGGUUCAGCCAAUUUGCCUUCCCCACAAAGAUGAUAAAUUUGAGGCCGGGACUCUUUGUGUUGCUAGUGGCUGGGGCAGAGUGUCUGAGGCUGGUGAACUAUCUAAUGUUCUACAGGAGGUGGAGCUCCCCAUCAUUGAUAGGGGAACCUGCAGUGCCCUGUUAAAGCAAAUGAAUCUGCCUCCAGUAGCAAGCUCCAUGCUGUGUGCUGGCUUUCCUGAUGGUGGGAAGGAUGCUUGCAAGGGCGAUUCUGGAGGUCCUCUCGUGUGUAGAAGAGCCAGUGGCAUCUGGACUCUGGCCGGCGUCACAUCAUGGGGAGUUGGCUGUGCAAGAGGCUGGGAUGUCCUUGAGAAAAGCAUCAGUAAAAGGGGUUCCCCAGGCAUCUUUUCCAAUGUAGCUGAACUGAUGGACUUCAUCACCCAGAACAUUAUCCCUGCUGCAGAGCCAGAUCACCUUCUCCCGCACUUUCCUGAAGGAUGCAGCUCCCAUGGAAUGCUGGUCUUUGGAGAAAGUGGCCGUAUUCAGUAUCCCCAACCCAGUGAGAGUAACUACCUAGAUAACAGCGUGCUAAUGCUGCCAAACAGCUGUUUGGCGGCGGCGGCCGAGCGGGAAGCGUUGGAAGGUAGGCGGAGGAGCGGAGACAUGGCGCACUUAGAGGAAGAGGAGAAGGUGGGCCUGUGCGUGUGGAAUAUAAUUGUGCCAGAAGACAAGAUUAUAUUGAUACAGUUCACCAGAUUAGACCUAGAGAGCCAGAUCACGUGUGACCAUGACUACGUGUCCUUCUAUUCAGACAAAAGAGAGCUAAUCGGUAAAAUCUGUGGAGAUGUGUUACCAACCCCCCUGCUGAUAGACUCUAACCGAGCAAUGGUUACUCUCGUUUCUGAUGGAAGCAACACCGGCAGUGGCUUUGAAUUCACCUUCACAGCUAUACAUAAGGAAUCGGAAGCAGGUUCUGGUUGUGGAAGUGUUGCAGUGCUGGUGGAAGAGGGAAAGAUUGAUACUGCUAAUUACCCUGGCUUGUAUCCCAGUAACGUGAAGUGCCAUUGGUUCAUUGAAGCCCCAGUAGAGAAUGUCAUAAAGCUGGAAUUUGAAGACUUUGCUGUUGAAUUCAGCGAGGGCUGUAUCUAUGAUGCAGUUGUCCUUUACAGCGACACACAAGAUGAGCACCAGCUGGCCAAUCUGUGUGGGUUCUCAACCCCCAGCCCAAUUCUGAGCCCUGGCAAUGAAAUGUUGAUACAUUUUGAAAGCGAUGGGGAGAACAACUUCAGAGGGUUUAAGGCCAGAUUCACCUUUGUUCCUUCAGAUGUCUGUGGCUUUCCCCCAUUUAGUCCACAGUGGCUGUCCAGACGUGUUGUCGGGGGAGAAGAAGCAUGUCCCCAUUGCUGGCCUUGGCAGGCAGGCUUGCAAUUUUUAGGUGACCAUCAGUGUGGCGGUGUCGUCAUCAGUCCAACAUGGGUACUCACAGCAGCCCACUGUAUACAAACAAACAGACCACUGCAUUGGACUGUCAUCGUGGGAGACCAUGAUAGAAUCCUGAAGGAGUCAACAGAACAGGUGAGAAGGGUGAAAACUAUUGUGGUGCACCCUGACUUUGAUACAGUGAGCUAUGACUCUGAUAUUGCACUGAUCCAACUGGAUGUCCCUCUGGAGUAUAACACUGUUGUGAGGCCAAUAUGUUUGCCCAACAGCACACAACCGUUCUCUUCCUCUGUUCUGUGCACCAUGACUGGCUGGGGGAGCACCCAAGAAGCAGAUGGGAGCCUUGCUAGUCGACUGCAGCAGACACAAGUACCCAUACUUGAGAGUGAAGUCUGUGAGAAAAAUUACUAUUUUAAUCACCCCGGAGGGAUCACAGCUAGGAUGCUUUGUGCUGGUUUUGCUUCCUCUGGAGGGCAGGAUUCCUGCCAGGGUGAUUCUGGUGGCCCAUUGGUUUGCUAUAAUGAAAAAGAGCCAUUUAUUCUUUAUGGCAUCAUCAGCUGGGGUGUUGGUUGUGCCAGGCCAAAGAAACCAGGAGUUUAUACAAGGGUGAGGGUCUUCCUGGAUUGGAUCAAAUCCACAAUUAGAGCCUUUGGCAUUGAGUACAUGGUCUUCAGAGUCCAAGGGCCAAAGAUUGGAAAGAUAGUGAAACGUCCCAAGGAUGUGAACCAAGAAUUGUCACGCUGCAGGGAUGUCAUUCUCACCGACCCGGAAGGAUUGAUCCAGUCACCAGGCUAUCCCCAUGGCUAUCCUAAUGCCACCAGCUGCCACUGGCGAAUUGUAGCCCCGUUAAAAUCCAUUAUUCGGCUUGAUUUCCUGGCCUUCUGGACUGAAAAGACUCUGUCUGGUUGCCAUGGACAACUGAUGGUGUAUGAAGGAUUUGAGCCAAGCAAGGAGUUAAUAGGUAACUUCUGUGGUGAAAUUUCACCUUCUCCUUUAAAGUCUGAUGGUCCAGUGGUGACGCUGACCUUCACGUCCAGUGCUGAAGUGGCUACAAAAGGGUUUGUUCUGACCUACUCUUUCCAUGAUCUACAACCUGGUUCUGCAUUAGGAAAAUUGAAAGCUGCUGAAAAAGGGUGUCCAGUCUUGGAUCUAAUUCCAGUUGGAUCUGCUGAGAUAACAUCUCCUAAUUACCCCAACACUUAUCCCAACAUGCUGAACUGCACCUGGACAGUUUAUUCCACUUCAGGAAAUAGGUUGAAAGCUGUGAUCAGAGACUUGGUAACAGAGAAUGCAAGAGACUGCAUUUGGGACUCUUUGAACAUUUAUGAUGGCCCAAAUCACUCUUCAGGGCUGCUCGCUAGUUUAUGUGGCCAAAAAAAGUCUCUCAGCCUGUUAUCAAGCAGCAGCUACCUGACUCUACAUUUCAAGACGGACAGGUCUGUGGGGAACAGAGGCUUUAAAAUUCUGUUUGAAGAGAUGAAUCAGUGGCCAGCACAGAAGAGUAGGAGUGGCAUAGAACUUGAAAGCAAAUUGGACAAGUCUGAGAUGAAUGUGAAAGCAGUCAGUGAAGAGCCAGGCAAGCCAAGGGUGGUUGGUGGCAGCCCAGCACUUCAAAUGUCCUGGCCCUGGCUGGUCAGUCUACAAUACGAGAAUGAGCACUUCUGCGGAGGCUCUCUGAUUGCUGAGAAGUGGGUCCUAACAGCUGGACACUGUAACUUCAGUGCUCAGACAGACAGGAUAGUUCUGGGGAAAACGUAUUUGUUGCCAAACAUAAAAGGCAACAACCCUGUCCUUGUGAAAGCUGUGCACACGCACUAUAACUUCAGUGGAUUUCCUUCCAGCAAUGAUCUCUCUCUCUUGGAACUGGAGAAACCCAUCAAACUCGGAGACUCUAUAGCAAUAAUUUGCUUACCAGAUAGAGAUGAGGAAAUAAGCAUUGAUGCAAGAUGCUUAACAGCAGGAUGGGGAACAACAGAACCGGGCAAGGAUGAAUACUCCAUCAGGCUGCAGCAGACAAAUAUACCUCUCCUCUCCAACGAGGCCUGUGUGAGCUACUGGGGACAGGAUAUUAAAAAUACCAACAUUUGUGGUGGAGCUGCUGGAGCAACUGCUUGCUCGGGAGAUUCUGGAGGGCCACUGAUAUGCAUAAUAAAUGGUGGUUAUAAGCUGAUCGGCGUUGUGAGCUGGGGCAGUGAUAAUUGCCAUCCAAAGUCACCAACGGUUUAUACCAGAAUUUCUGCCUACAGGGACUGGAUUUCCUCAGUCACUAAUGGAAAAGUGUGA